GCAGCCACGAACUUCAAACUACCGAGGUGUGAUUGCUAAUGGCCCUAAAACACUAACGACAGCAAGACAUAUUAAUUCAAUUCUGUCGCAUCUUUUAUUUCAGACCAUUCCAUCAAUAGGCCUCCAAGGUUCACUUCAAUUCCGCAUCAAUUACAUCUCUUGCAAAUAUCAUGUCACAGUCACGCCUGUUCAAGCCGCUAAAGGUCGGCAAUGUCACCCUCAACAACCGUAUCGCCAUGGCUCCCUUAACGCGAUUCCGCGCUUCAGACGAGCAUAUACCUCUCCCCAUGGUCGCCGAGUACUACGCCCAGCGCGCAUCAGUUGCAGGCACGCUCCUUGUCACAGAAGCCACCUUCAUCACAAAAGAAAACGGCGGCUAUCCAAACGUACCCGGAAUCUACAACGACGACCAGAUAAAAGCUUGGCGCACUGUCACCGACGCGGUGCACAAGAAAGGCAGCUACAUCUACCUCCAGCUCUGGGCUUUGGGUCGUGUUGCAAACCCAAAGGUUGCUGAGCAGGAAGGCUUCACAGUCAAGAGUUCCAGCGCUGUUGCGCUCUCCGCAGACCUUGCAACACCAGUUCCACUAACGAUUCCGGAGAUCGAGGAAACAACUAAAAGUUACGCACAAGCCGCAAAGAAUGCUAUCGCAGCUGGUUUCGAUGGCGUAGAAAUCCACGGCGCUAAUGGGUAUCUCGUCGAUCAAUUCCUCCAAGACAAGGUCAACCAGCGAACAGACGCGUACGGUGGUAGUAUAGAGAACCGUUCGCGAUUUGCAUUAGAGGUUGUUGAAGCCGUUGUUGAAGCCGUUGGCGCUGAGCGCACUGGAAUCCGUUUCAGUCCCUUCAGCACAUUCCAGGGUAUGCGCAUGGACGACCCAAUCCCACAAUUCUCCGAUAUUAUCUCUAAGAUCAACAAAUUCGGCCUCGCCUAUCUUCACGUCGUCGAGUCGCGGAUUUCUGGCAACGCUGAUGUCGUAGCUUCAGACAAGCUCGAUUUUGCGGUUAACCUCUUCGAUGGCCCCCUUCUUAUCGCGGGCGGCUUCCGCCCAGAUUCGGCGAAGAAGUUAGUAGAUGAAGAGUAUCCGAAUAGGGACGUUUUGGUUGUGUUUGGACGAUACUUUAUUUCGACGCCGGAUUUAGUGUUUAGAAUUCAGGAGGGGAUUGCGUUGAAUGAGUACGAUAGGCAGCAGUUUUAUAAUCCGAAGAGUGCGGAUGGGUAUACAGAUUAUCCUUUCAGUCAGGAGUUUCUUGCGAGUACGGGGGCGAAGGCGAAGGCUUGAUUGUGGUUGACAGUCAAGGUGUGAGAUAUCGAUCGUUGUGGCCGUAGUGUGAUAGUGUUUAGAUGGAGUUAUGGCAGCUCCAUAGUUUCCAGCAUCGGUGCAGGUGAGAUGAUUAUUAGAAAUUACCCAUAGAAUCAUA
Molecule: messenger RNA, 1422 nt
Organism: Lindgomyces ingoldianus
Lineage: Eukaryota; Fungi; Ascomycota; Dothideomycetes; Pleosporales; Lindgomycetaceae
Product: FMN-linked oxidoreductase
Exons: 1
Coding region: 171-1283 (370 amino acids)
Molecular function (GO): FMN binding; NADPH dehydrogenase activity
Source: RefSeq, a predicted model, not a curated record